Molecule: messenger RNA, 3994 nt
Organism: Hylaeus volcanicus
Lineage: Eukaryota; Metazoa; Arthropoda; Insecta; Hymenoptera; Colletidae
Product: transportin-1-like
Exons: 11
Coding region: 797-3727 (976 amino acids)
Biological process (GO): protein import into nucleus
Cellular component (GO): cytoplasm; nucleus
Molecular function (GO): nuclear import signal receptor activity
Source: RefSeq, a predicted model, not a curated record
UUUUUGAAUGACAGAAAAAAAAAAUUAGAUUUUUAAUCUUUAUAAAGUUAGUCAGGUAUCAAUCCAAUAACUACCGUUUUCUUGAAAAUAUUUCAAAUUCCAGUCCUAUGAAACAUAUGUGUGAGUGUCUAGUGCAAGGUACUGUUUCUUAAUAUUUAAAAUAUUGUCGUUACCGCAUAGUGAGAAAUCGCAUUUUUGAGUUGAAAACUUUGGUUACAUGACAAAAUGCACUGAACGUGUCGUUGUUUCUUUUUGGUAAAUUGAAUAAAGUCACACAAUACAACCAUAUUUCGUACUAUUAUCAUGCUUUCAUAUUAAAGUAUUCUUUUUUUUAAUAUUUAGAAAUGUAACAUUUAAUUGACAUUUCGUUUUAGUAUUCUGUCGUAUGACUCUUAAUGAGAAUCAAAUAUUGGUAGCAGAUCAGAAUAAGAUGUUGAUAUGAGUUUCUUCAUUAUGUAAAAAUUCUUCUUCUUGUGAGAAUUUUUUUUAACCACACCAAGAGUAACCUUAUGCUCUCUAGUCUAUUUUGUAAAACAAAUUUUUUGUUUAGUGAAUGACCCUAACUUCUAGUAUAAGUUAGGGUUAUUGUCAACAGAAACGCUUUGAUAACAUGAUCGUGUUUCAAUGGUGAUGAUAGCAGAAUUAUAUUAGACCUAUGAAAGAAGUGGUUCAGAUAUUUAUCAGAAGGAUGAAGAAAAAAAAAACAGUUUUUGUGGAUUUGUUGAUCGAAUAAUAUUUCCAUCCAUUCAUUAAAAAAAUUAACGUAUUCUUUUUAUAUCAAAGUAUACAUUAAACUAUGAGUGAAAUUUUAUGGGAGCCUGACUCGGAAGUGUUGGGUUUACUCUUAAGUAUUUUAAAUGAGGCAGGAAUUCCUAAUACGGCAGUUCAAAGCCAUGUUGCGGAAUCUAUCAAUAACCUCAAUAAAAAAUGCAAUAUAGCUUGCUACUAUGCAUUUUUGUUUUCAUGCUUACCUGAUUGUGAUCAAGAUGUACGUCAACGUGCGGGUCUCUUACUAAAAACUCGUAUUCCCUUUUUAUUUUCUUGUGUUUCUGGAAAAGCUGAUGUUGUUUGGAAUGUUGAAGAUAACUAUUUGAAUUCUCAUCCUUUAGAAAAACGUUUUCAGUGUAUAUUACAAUAUGUCAAAAAUUGUAUCAUGAAAGGUAUGUGUGAUUCGUCUACAGUUAUCCGUCAUACCGCAGCAACAAUUUUAACGACACUUGCGCAUAGUGGAUCAAAGGAAGAAACACUUGAAUUACUUUCUUAUUUGAUUCAACUUUUGGAACACCAGAAUAGUGAUAUCCGAAAUACAUCUUUUCGCCCUAUAGCAAUGAUUAUAGAGGAUGAAUUAAAAACGUCUUACAAAUCAAUAGAUUAUAGUUUCAUGUCUUUUUCAGAAAAAACACUCUUUCCAAAAAUUUUUUCUGCAUGUAAUUAUGAUUCAACAUUUCGUUAUUACUGCGUGUUGUGUUUAAAUCAAUUUAACUCAAAAGGGUGUUUUUCACCAAAUGAAGUAUUCCAUCAUCACCUACAAUCUUAUUGGGAACUUUUAGGUAAACUUGCUCUUGAUCCAUCUAUUGAAGUACGACAAGAGACUUUACGAGGAAUGGGACUAAUGGUGAUGCGUUGGUAUAAAGUUGUAGCUGACAGUCUAGAGUCACUUUUACCUUUUCUUAUCCAAUGCAUUGACGUUUCUCAGCCUUAUAAUAUCAAACUUGAAGCUUCUGAUGUUUUAAGACAUAUUGUCUUUGUAUGUGAUAAAGAUGAACCUUUAAAAUGCAUUAUUCCAUUAAUUAUUCCAAAGCUAUUUAUUAAUACUCGUUAUUCCGAGUGGGAUUACGCUCAAAUGGAUCAGCAGCAGUUUUAUGAUGAUUCGGAACAUUAUUUAAGUAAAUCUAAAGACAUUCAUAAUGUUUCGAAUGCCACUAUGGGUAACAACGCAACGAAUGAUGAUGAUGAUGAUGAUGAUGAGUUUGAAGAUGAAAGUAAUGGUAUGCUCACAUCUACCUGGGGUACUAAUUGGACUUUACGUAAGGCGUCCGCUGUUCUUUUGGAUCGGUUUUCUUUUCGUUUUGGAGACUUAAUUUUGCCCUAUGUUUUACCUCAAAUUGAUCAAUGGUUAAAGAACGUGAAAGUGUGGGAAUCGCGUGAAACAGCUAUACUUGUACUUGGGGCGAUUGCACGUGGCUGUUUGAAUGGACUUCGACCGUUUCUGGCAGAUAUCAUACAAGUUCUAAUCCAAGUGUGUGAUGAUUCCAGGCCUAUUCUUAGAAGUAUUAGCGUAUGGGCCAUUAGUCGCUUUUCUCCUUGGAUUUGCACAGAAUCCACUAUGUUAGAAACAGUUGUAAUACGGAUGCUACGACGUAUUCUUGAUGGAAACCAAUGUGUUCAAGAAGCUGCUUGCUCAGCCUUUGCCUUUUUAGAAGAAACAGCAGCUGAUAAAUUGUUACCUUUUUUACCUUCCAUUAUGUCAACGUUUCAUCAAGCUUUUUCUAUUCUUCCCGGGAAAAAUGUCAUUGUGUUAUUAGAUGCUAUCAUCGUUCUAAUUGAAGUGAUUAAUGUGUGGAAAGAUUUACCGUGUGUGCAUCAAAAUAUAGUCGAGCCGUUGUUACAACGUUGGAUCAAUGUUUCAUGUGAGUGUCCUUCUUUUACAGCUUUAUGUGAAUCCGUUAGCCGACUUAUUUUUGAAGCAAAUAAAGAUAUCGCUUCAUAUAAGCAUGUCAUUUGGCGCCAUUGUUUAGUUUUAGUACAACAAGGCUUAGAUCAAUUAACAAGUGUUAACAAUUUUGUACAAUCAUCGCAAGCAUCUCGUACACUGGUUUCCUGUGAUACGGUGUCAGUCGAGUAUCGCUCGAACGCCUACACGGCUACGACAUCACUCGAAUCGGGUGUACAUAUUAUGUAUAUGUUAUGUGAUAUUUUCCAAGAAGACAUCAAACCAUGUUUUGAAACUAUCGAGUCUAGGGAUAUGAUCAUUCAUUGUUAUACGAAAACUACUAAAGAUGAAAGAAUUCAUGGCAACGUCAAGCACGACUGCCUUGGUGUCCUUAGCUACAUACUCAGCUAUACGUCUUUUCAACCUACUGUGUGUAUCCCUACUUUAGUUCCGUUGGUUACUGAUGAUAUUGACUCUCCUUAUAUAGGAAUCUGCUGUAACGCCGUGUGUUGUUUAGAAAAAAUCGUUGCAAGUGUUUUUCCAUCUCAUGAUUCUGUUCACACUUCCUUUUUUAUGUCGUAUAACGCGACCAUUAUGGAGAAACUUGCUGGAGCAUUUAUACGUUUUAUAGAAGAUGAAUCGGCUUUUGUUUUAUAUGACAAGCUAGUGUCAGCAAUACCUUAUGUGGCAAGGGUUUCAUCUCCUCCGGUUGUACAUAUGAUCUCGGAUGUGUUUGACAUUUAUGUUCAGCAUAUUAAUACUAUGAAACAUUCUCCUAUGAAAACGCAAGCUGUGCAAGGCAUAUUGAUUCUUUUAUCAAUUGAUCCCAUGCUUGCAUUUAAUUGUUUAAGUUUACUUCUAGAAACCAUUUUAUCACUUUUUAUGGAUGUACCAUUAACAGAAAACCACUUAUAUCCUGAUGGCACAUCACAUAAUUCGAUGGAAUGCCAUCAAACUGUUAUUUCAACUCUCUCACAACUUGAAGCAUUAGAUCCUUGUCAAUUUCGUAAUGCAUUAACAUCUCUUGAUGCCUCCUAUCAGCACUGUUUCCAAAAUCUUAGUUCGUAUUCUUGACAACAGUAAGAUAAUCUUUCUACACUGACUUAACUUGACUUUAAAAUUUUUUUUUCAAUAAUAAUAAAAAUUCACGUUUUAAUUUUUUUUCACUUUAAAAGAAUUGAUGCCUUUUAUUAUUUUUUUAUUGUUUAAAAGAGUAAAAGAAACUUUUUUUGUGUGUUACCUUUAUUUUAUUUUUUAAUUAGUUUAUCUGUUAUUUUUUUUUUACCAAUGUAUCUGUUAUUUUUUUUUUUUAUACAAAACAAUAAUUACUAAAAAAAUGUU